Molecule: messenger RNA, 817 nt
Organism: Parasteatoda tepidariorum (common house spider)
Lineage: Eukaryota; Metazoa; Arthropoda; Arachnida; Araneae; Theridiidae
Molecular function (GO): heparin binding; calcium ion binding
Source: RefSeq, a predicted model, not a curated record
CUAAACUAUUUCACUCUUAUUUUUAGAAUGCAGCUGUGGCCAAUAUGGCAAAUGCUUAUAUGAUGAACACAAAAAACAAAUUGGCUGUAAAUGUGAUAUAGGCUAUGCAGAAAAAAUGGGAAAAUGUGAAAAGUGUUAUUGUGGAGAUAAUAUUAAUUGUACUUUUGAUGGUGAUAGAAAAGUCUGUGGUUGUGAAUCCGGGUAUGAAGAGGCAAAUGGUUUUUGUAAAGACCUCAACGAAUGCGAGAAACAUAAUCCAUGUAAACAAUCAAUGACGUGCAUCAAUUUGCCUGGUUCAUAUUCAUGCAUUUGUAAAGAAGGUUAUAAGACUGUUAUAGUAGAUACGAUAAUUAAGCCAUUAGAAAUUUGCCAAGAUAUUGACGAAUGCGAAAAUUCUUCAGCUUGUGCUCAGCCUAACACGUUUUGCGAGAACACUAUAGGUAGCUACAACUGUAUUUGUGAAUCUGGAUUUGUAUCUCGAGGGUUGAUGGAUUCCUCUUUAUUGUGCGAAAAAAGUACAGCUACAGCAAUUUACACAACUAUCGCCAUAGCUUCAUUUGUAAGUCUUAUAAUUACUGGAGCAGUCGUUUAUUACGUGAAGAAAACAUUCCGAGAAGAAUAUACUAGUUAUAAUCAGGAAUUAAAAUAGCUUACGAGUAUGAAGAUCCUGGAAAGUGGACGAUAUUUCAAGACAUCAAAUAGAGAUGAUGAACUUUGAUGCAAAUAAACAAAUCUGUAAGAAAUAUUAUGUAAAUACGAUUGUAAAUAUGUAAUAUUAUGACAAUGAGAAAUGUAGAAUAAAAGACUAGAAUAAUUA